Verticillium nonalfalfae is the source of this 1758-nucleotide messenger RNA. RefSeq lists its product as uncharacterized. The record is from RefSeq and is a predicted model, not a curated record. The transcript has 2 exons. Gene Ontology annotation, cellular component: membrane. Bases 1 to 1758 code for a protein of 585 amino acids. NCBI's taxonomy places the organism in Eukaryota, Fungi, Ascomycota, Sordariomycetes, Glomerellales, Plectosphaerellaceae. Gene Ontology annotation, molecular function: acetyl-CoA transmembrane transporter activity.
AUGAGCGUCCGCACCCGCCGAAACAAAUCGCCCAAAGACAAAAGGCCACCCGAGCUCUCCGUCUCGACGACGGCCACCUCCAACGGCAAAGGCAACGGUCACGCCGCCGCCGCCUCUACCACCACCAUGAACCAGAACAAUGUUGAAUUCCGCCGCAAAGCCACGACGCCCGGCUCCGACUCGGUCACGGCAAACCUCAUGUCGCGCGACACCUUCACCCUCGACGAGCCCGUCCCCAAGACGCCCACGGCGAACAACCACGGCUUCUUCGAGCUCCCCAUCCAGGACCAGAAGAACUUCCUGCUCCUGGUCCUCCUGUAUUUCCUGCAGGGCAUCCCCAUGGGUCUUGCCGGCGGUUCUGUCCCCUUCCUUAUGAAGGACCACAUGUCCUACAGCGAAAUCGGCAUCUUCAGUCUCGCCUCGUACCCGUACUCCCUCAAGCUCUUCUGGAGCCCCAUCGUCGACGCUGUGUGGAGCCCAAGCUUCGGCAGGAGGAAGAGCUGGAUCCUGCCCAUCCAGAUGCUGUCGGGCAUUGGCAUGCUCUGGCUCGGAUCGACCGUCGAGAACAUGAUGGCCACGACGGGCAAGCCCGGCGGUCCCACCGUCUGGACCUUCACCGGCUGGUGGUUCUUUCUCGUUCUCAUGUGCGCCACCCAGGACAUCGCCGUCGACGGCUGGGCCCUGACCCUGCUCACGCCCGGCAACGUCUCCUACGCCUCGACCGCCCAGACGGUCGGCCUCACGGCCGGCCACUUCAUGUCCUACACCGUCUUCCUCGCCUUCAACUCCAAGGACUUCGCCAACCGCUACUUCCGCAGCACCCCCCUCGACACCGGUCUCAUGUCUCUCAGCGGCUACCUCACCUUCUGGGGCUGGGCCUACCUCGCCAUCACCAUCGGUCUCGCUCUCUUCAAGCGCGAGGAGAAGACGCGCAACGAGGACGGCAUCUGGGACGUCUACCAGAUCAUGUGGGGCGUCCUCAAGCUGAAGAAUAUCCAGACCAUCAUCGUCGUCCACCUCAUCGCCAAGAUUGGCUUCCAGGCCAACGACGCCGUCACCAACCUCAAGCUGAUUGACAAGGGCUUCGGGCAGGAGAACAUGGCCCUGACGGUCCUCAUUGACUUCCCCUUUGAGAUUGUCCUCGGCUACUACGCCGGUAACUGGUCUCAGAGAUACACGCCCAUGCGCCUCUGGUGCUGGGCCUUUGUCGGACGUCUCGCUGCCGCGGUGCUAGCCCAGAUCACCGUCGCCAUCUUCCCCGCCGGCGGUGUCACGGGCUGGUACAUGCUCGUGGUCAUUGCCGAGCACAUCUGGUCCACCUUUACCAACACGGUCAUGUUUGUCGCCGUCUCGGCCUUCCACGCACGCGUCUCAGACCCCGCCAUUGGCGGCACCUACAUGACCCUGCUGGCCACGGUGUGCAACCUCGGCGGCACGUUCCCCCGCUUCUUCGUCCUCCGCCUCGUCGACUACUUCACCGUGGCGACCUGCCACCCGGGCAACGCCCCGGACCUCGAUGCGCUCAAGGGCCCCGUCGUCACGAGCCCCUUCUCCUGCUCGCUGCAGGCUGACAAGGAGCGCUGCGUCAAGGGCGGCGGCACCUGCACCAUGGUCCAGGACGGCUACUACAUUGUCAACGUCAUCUGUGUCGCCCUCGGCCUGUUGACCUUCGUCCUGUACAUCCGCCCCCGCGUGCUGCACCUGCAGUCCUUACCCAUGCGGGCCUGGCGGUUAGCGCCCACGAACAUGAAGCCGUAG